Seminavis robusta is the source of this 2211-nucleotide messenger RNA. NCBI's taxonomy places the organism in Eukaryota, Bacillariophyta, Bacillariophyceae, Naviculales, Naviculaceae. The record is from the annotation of a GenBank genome assembly.
AUGGCAACAACAGAAGCAGCGGCUAAAGAAGGAACCAGGACUCCAUCCCCUCCAGCGACCACGACAGCAUCUAGUGGUGGUGCAGCCAUGGAGGAAGAUGUUCCAUCUCCUGUUCCGGCAUCCAUUAGUUCGACAACUAGCAGUGAACCCUCGCAUUCUCACCAUGGACAUCCUGCUAACAGCAAUGGCUCAUCCUACAUGCCAUCCGUACCGAAUCCUUUUGCAACCGCGAACGCUCCUGCCCCAGCUGGAUGGGGUAAUCAUACUUCCAUGACUGGAGCCCCUGCUCCGUAUGGACACCCACCGCCACCCCAUCACCAACAUCCUCAUCAUGCAGGAGCCAUUCCCAUGGUGGUUUCGACACCUGCUCCACCGCCGGCAUACCAUCACCACCCUCCUGCGACACACCACUACGCCGGUUGGGCACGUGAAAACUCCUGUCCCAACUUUUCCAUUGGAACCAGCGACAGCAGCAACAACAACAGCAACGGUCCAAAGUCACCCCGAGCAAAGACAACGGCUCGCAGGCGCUACAGUAGCAAGGCUGCUUCCACGGUCGCCGCCACCAAUGCUGCUGCUGCUCCUGGCGAGGGUGGGUCCGUCAACUCGAGGCGACAGAAACGAUUGGAGCGCAAUCGCGAGUCGGCUAGGUUGUCUCGUCGCAGAAGAAAGCAGUAUCUAGAAGUCCUAGAAGACCGUGUCACUCAACUCUCCAUGGAACUCGACCAAGGAAGACGCGCCCAUGCAUCGCAAGCUGUGACAGUGACGGUUCAUAAACGACGAGAGGUUCUCACGGAUACAUCCAAACCAGAGGAAGAACGCAUUCGCAUGUUGGACCACGGGCUGGCCAGGACAAGCCCGGAAAUGAUGCUCCUCGCAACGUUCAAAGCUCAGCAGCUCAAGUCAUUCUCCUUGCCACCACACAGCAAAUUCGUGCUAUGGCUUACUCUACAAAACGAUCAGUACUUUCGUGGAGGAAGAGCUGCCAGUGAGAGACUCUCGGCAGCACGUAUUGGGGAACGAAUGUUGAACAGUGGAAAUGACAGGGUCCCUCCUGCACAGUCCAUGUGGCCCUUGUUCUGUAAUGAGGUGGGACUCUCCUACGAUCAAGAGGAGCGUGUCCGCGGCUUUCAGAGGACCCUCUUGCAGUCUAAUGACUCGUGGUUGCAACGACACACGGCACGAGCUGCUGAUCUUGCCAUGGGGGCCGUGCAUGACGGCACGCAAGCCAUGUGCUUGCGUUUGGGGCAGCGUGAACGGUCCAUGCUCAGUGUCCUCACUCCGGCUCAAAAGGUCAAAUUGUUGACAUGGGCCGAUCAGAACAAGGAAAAGUUGCACAGGGUCAUGCAAAACAAGGUUCAGAAGCACAUGGAAACUGCACCCGCCAAAAGCGCCUUUAUCGACCAAAGGUUCAAGACCGACAAGAAACAGCACGUGGCAGCCAACCUGUACAUUGUCAAUUACCAGUUGCAAAAGCUCAUGCAAGUGUUUCCGCGGGCAGCUCCGCUGGUCACAGGUGCCACCCUCAGAAAGCUGUCUCGUCGCCCUUCGUUCGAGUCCCUGGGGCGUGCACCCGAAAAGCCCGGAAAAGAUGAUGACUCCUUGUCGCGGGAUACGUCGUUCGCAUCGUCGAGUUCGCUCAAGCGCAGUUGUUCCUCCCUUAGUAUGGAUGGGGAGCGUCCGCAACUGUUGCAGAUCAGCCCAGACGACGCGGAACAAACCUGCAAGCCAUCGGUGGACAAAGUUCUGGGAUACCUCCGGGAGAUUAUCCCACCCACACCUCCGGUUCAAUACGGAGGUCAGGCUCCAGUGGCAGCUCCAGGUCCGCCGCCGCAUCAGCAGCAACAUCAUCAAGUCGUGGAGAUUCGAAUUCCUUCACCCACACAGGUGACUUCGGUGCAUUACCACCCUACUGUGACGCUCCAGCCUCAGUACACGCAGGCACCGGUCGCGGCAGUUCAGCAGCAUCCACCACAGCAACCGCUUCCAAUGGCUAUCGUAUCGUCGCAGCCAAGUGCCCCAGUCGGUCAGCAGCCCAUCACGGCACCACCGGGACACAGGAAACAGUCUUCGUUCAUUCCACCCUACCUCAACGUGGUACCAGAAGAAAUGUUCCCAACGGAUGGAACGGCGGAUGACUUCCUCAUGUCUCUUGUGGAUGAUGAGGAUUGGGCCAUCGGAGAAGGAAUUGACAUGGAUACCGCAGAUUGA